GCAGAGGUCUCCGUCUCCACCUCCGCGUUGAAGGAUGGCGACGGACGACCGACUGACAUGGAUUGACAAGCGGCUGCACUCAUCCCUGGAGUGCAAGGGCAGCCUGUCCUCCAUCGAUGCGCAGAUGCUGCGGGAGAUCUUCCAGUUCUUCGAGCGCAUGGACUACAGGACGCUGUUUGCAGCCGCCGAUCCAGACACACACGAGCCGCAGCUCUCGCUCGUGCCGAUGAAGGUGCCGGCAGACCAAAAGCUGCUCGUCUUCCGCAAAACAUUCGGCGUCAGCAGCAUCACCGAAGCAGACAUCGCCAAGCAGCUGGUCGUGUGCGAGCUGGUGGCCACCCCGUGGUACCACCUGUGGCUGGUCUCCCGCGACGUCUACCUGCCGCUGCUGUCCGCCGCCGUGGACAACCCGCCCGUGCCGCACCUCCCCUUCAACGACGCGAAGCGCGUGCACGAGGCCCACCUCAAGCUGCUCUCCACCAUGCAGAUGACCGAGGGCCACAUGCAGGGCAAGGUGAUGCUGCCGCUGCCCUUGCUGGCCGUGGCGGCUGGCGCAGAGGGCGACCUGAGCGAGCGCAUGCGCACCGGGCGCCUGUCCACAUACAGCGCGGUCGCCAAGAGCGCCGCCACCAGCACCAGCAACGGCCUCAUGAAGGAGCACAUCCACCAGCUCGAGUCAGCCCUCAUUGCCUGGAGCAAAGUCAUCAAGGGCCUGCUCAAGCUCAACAUCAACGAGGUGGUGCGGCAGGUGAAGCACCCGGGCCCGCACGUCGAGCUGCAGGCAUUUGAGCUGCGCCAGCGACACCUGGAGUCUGUGCACGCGCAGCUGCACAGCAUGGAGGUGCAGGCCAUCGUGGACGAGCUGGACGCGGCAGCCUCCAACUAUGUCACGUCCUUUUCAAACCUCUUGCAAGAGGUCAAGACGGCCCUCGACGAGAACAGCCGCCUUCUCAAGAUGCUGCGUGCGUGCAAGCCGUACUUUGAUUGCCUUGCAGACUCGUCUGUGCCCAUCCCCGUGGCUGUGAAGAAGGUACCGCCCAUGCUGCACUCCCUCUUCCUUCUCUGGCAGCACUCGGACUGGUACAGGAAGGCAAAGAGGUUCCAGCGGCUGCUGCGGUUUGUGUGCAACCAGAUUAUCCGGCGCUCGCAAGAGACCAUUACGACAACACCGCACAACAACUUCCCGCACGGCCUUGAGGACCAGCUGCGCACCGUGCUCAGGCUCUGCGCCUCAUUCAGAGGCACCUACCUCGACGUGCGUGACCAGGCGCAGACGGUUGCGCUGAAUCUGGUGCGCCAGCAGUUUACAGAUGACCGCCACAUCUCCGUUGCCAUGUCCUCAAAGCAGGAAGUCGCCAUGCAACAGACGUUCAAGGCUGCGCUGGCGGCGUGGCCGGAGCGCUCCGAGGGGCCCUUCAAGCGCUUCAACAGCUUCAUCGACAGGUGCAACGACAUCCUCGACUUGGCGGAGAGCGUGCACCACUUCAAGCAGCUGCGGUAUCUCGCCCUGGGCGGUCCCCACGGCCAGCGCCUCACAGCAGGCAUUGCUCAAGUGUACGCGGAAUUUGUGCCUGCGCUGGAGAAGUUUGAAGCGCAGCGGCUGAAUUUGGUCAACAUUGAUGACGAUGUUGAGCGCUUCAACGAGGAGUUUUUUGAGCUGCGCCUGACUGUGCGCAACCUCGAGCGCGUGCUCGUGCGUGUGUUGAAGGAGGCGCAUCGGCACUGCAGUAGUCUGCAGCAGCGGCUCGACGUGUUUGACAUGUUUGACAACAUCUCCAUGCGAGAGGCCAUCGUGACUGGCCUGGAGAAUGAGCAUAUGGCGAUUAUCCACGAGGCGACGCAGCACUACCGCGACACGAUGGAGGUGCUCUCGUCGCCCGUGUCCCGUUUCCGCGAUGACGAAGCCGUGAUGGCGCCACCCAGCCACGCCAGCCGCAAGCUCUCUUUGGACAGCUCAAUCGUCCCCGACACCACCCCGCCCCCAGAGUUUCUCACCUACCGCCGCGCGACCCCGUUUAUUGACGAGAUGGUGCAGCUGUCUGUGCUUGAGCAGCGCAUCAAAGAUCCCUGGCGUGUCAUCGAGAAACUGCCACAGGCGUGCCUGCUGUCCAAGGCUGGCCACGACUUGCAAGUGCUGCACGCCACAGCAGAGAAGGAGAUUGCAAACAUGCGCAAGCACACGCUCAGCCAGUGGCACAUGCUCGCUUCACAGAUUCCUGGGGAUGUGCUGACAUCGACGCUCUUUGUGCGCCAGAAGAUGAUGGUUUCCUCAGCCGACGAAGCAGCCCUGGCAUCGCGGCACCGGCUGCCCGUGUUCCAGGUCAAUCUUCCGCUCGCUUUUCUUCGCCGCUUGCGAGAGGCCCAGUUUCUCCAGCGACGCGGGUACAAGAUUGGGGAGACGAUGGAGAUGCUGUGCGAGCGGCAGCCGUCGCUGCAUGUGGUCGUGGCCAAGCUGGACAUGGUUCUGGGCAUGUACAACCACCUCCGCGUCAAACUCGACAAGUUUGAACGACCGCUGUACCACGACAUGUUCCCGAACUUGGUGGAGGCGCUCACGAAGGGAACCGUCGACUUCAACUUCAGCAGCUCCAGCUUGCACGACUAUCUGGCCACGUUGGAGGAUUUGCUCAUCAAAGGCUUUCAAACUCGCCUCGACACUGUUGCUGGCGCCCGCAAGGAGAUGGAUGCGAUUGUGGAGCGGUGGAAGUCCAUCACAACACCACAAAGUGCAUUUGCAGAUGACGCGCUCGAGCAGCGCCCGUUCACCGCAGAAUCCUUCGAGGAGUAUCAUUUGGACUGCAUGAAGCGCGUGCGAUCGAUGCUCGUGCACGACUCAAAUCGCCUCGAAGAGCUUGUGCAGUCGUGCCUGACUGCGUCGUACGUCACAGAGUCAUCGCCGGCGUGGGAAGCCUUCAUCGCACAUCUUGACGACAAAAUUGCAUCAGGCGUGUAUCACCUGGUGUCAACCGCGCUGCACAAGCUGUACCAGUGCCUUCACGAUCCACAAUCGAAUGUCAAGGCCGUCAUCGGCAUCGAGGUGAGCGUGACCAAUGGCACUGUUGUGCAGAAGCCACCGCUGGUCCAAGCCCAGCACGCUGCAGAGAACACGCUCGUUGAGAUUGUCGAUCGCACCGUCACCGACGUCCUUCAGCUGGCCACGUGUGUAAAGUCUCCGCGAACAAGCGAGGUGUUUGAUCUUGCGCGUCAGGACAACGUGCGGGCGAUGGUGGAUGCGAUACACGAAGCCGUAACCGAGUCUGCCAACCACUGCCAGGAACAGCUGCACGUGCUCGACAGCUUUCAACUGCUGUUCCACGAGGACCCCUCAGCCCUCUUCAACCUGUUCCUGCAGGACAGGCGGAUGCUUGCAAGCAACGCGCAGCUCAGCGUGCUGAGCAAGAACGUGACGGGCCAGGCGCUGCGCUUUGACCGUGCCUCCCGUAAGUUCACCAUGACCAACCGGUUUGGGCGCAUGCACGACCUGGCGACGCUGAGCGACAGGGACGUUGACGACGUGCCGACGCUGGAGGAGUUUUCGUCCUGUUUGCACGUGUUCAAAGCGGCCCAGCAGCGGCUGCGGGCCAUGCCCGACACGCGCCAGCUCGGUUGGCUGCAGCUGGAUAUGGUGCCAAUCAACGCCACGCUGCGUGCACUCGCUUCCAAGUGGCUCUACACCUUUGGCACAUUUAUCCUGGACUGUGCGGAGGGAACCAUCGAGAAGCUGAAAAACUACCUGGACUGGACAGAGGACGGCAUUGUGGAGCUCAAGUCCUCCGGCUCCCACUUCUCGUUCAUGAAACUCAUGAACUUCUUCCACGACGUGUCGCUGCGGCAGGAGGAGACGGACGGCAAGCUCGGUCCCCUGCAGCGCACGCUGUCGCUGCUUGAAAAGUACGACCUUCAAGUACCCGUGGAGGAGCGGGAGGCGUAUGCCGCGUUUCCCGAACGCAUGCAGGUGAUGCGCAAGAAGCUGGAGGACCUCAAGCGCGGACUGGCGCCGCGAAUUUCAAAAGAGGCGGAGCGCAUCAAGCAGCAGCUGGUGGAGUUUGACAUGCGCCUGCGCGACGCCUUUGAUGCGCUGCUGUCGAGCGACGCGUUUGUGAGCGGGACGCCACCAGACAUGUCCCGGCUGCUGAUUGCCGACCAGACGCGCAUCUUUGGCGAGCUGGAGCGGCAGUCGCGCGACCUGAGCCAGCUGCAACAGCUCACCAACAUGUCCAUUGUCGACUUUGGGCUGCUCACCACGGCCAAGCAGACGCUGGCGCACGUGGACGAGGUCACGUCGCUCCGCCUGCACUUCAACGAGCAGCUUGGUGGUGUGCUGUCCGCCAGGUGGACAGAGGCGGACCUCGACACGGCGCUGGCCAAGGCGGAGUCCAUGCUGGAGUUGAUCCACGCCCUGCCGGAGGAUUGCUUUGAAUGGGACGUCACGCAGGGCUUGCAGCGGUCAACAGACGCCAUUAUCAAGAGUGUGCCGCUGCUGGAAAACCUGAAGAAAGAGGAUCUCCGGUCCAGCCACUGGAAGAAACUCUUCCGCGAUGCUGGCGUGACUGAGACGCUGGAUGAGAGCACAGUCAGCAAUUGGACGCUGCGAGAGAUGCUGUACUGGCUGCCAAAGGACCAGCCAUCCCUUGUUGAGUCUGUGGUUGCGCUGGCGGCGAAGGACAUUCGCAGCGAGAACGCAUUGCGACUGUAUGAGGAAAAGUGGAUGACGGCUGUGUUUACCCUCAAGCCUUGGUACCCGGGCCUUGGCAUCAAUGAGCGCGUCACAUCCUCCCUUCGGACAGGCAGAACCACUGUCUCACAGCGCUACGGGCGCAAUUCGCGACUGCGCACGGAUUCGCGCGACCGGCGGGCAAGCGGCAUCUCGAGCAGAGGCUCUGUCAUGAGCGAGAAGGGCCCGCGCUCAAACGAGCUCACAGCUGCGAUGCUUGUGUCUGGGCUGGAUGACCUGUUUGGCAUGCUGGCCAACAACCGCAGCACGAUUGAGUUCCUGCAUACGGAAAAGGGCUAUGGCUCCCGCGUGAUGGCCAGCGAAAUCGCUUCCACUGAGGCGCGCCUGAAGACCAUCGACGAGGUGCUCACGACGCUGCGCCGCGUGCAAGAGCUGUGGAUCACAACAUCCGAGGCAUUUGUCACCUUCAUGCACGACCAGCAGCAAGCAGAGGGCCGCCUGUCCGGUAUGAAGCAUUCCAUGCGCAUGACGCAAGCCAGCCUGGGCAGCCUUCGCCAUGGCCUUCAUCCAAACGAGAAGAAGACGGCGUUUGAUCGCGAGCUGCAGCGUGAAAUCCAGAUGUUCCAAUCGACAGACAACGAGUUUCGCUCGCUGCUGGCGUCCAUCCAGCGCGACCCAGCAGUGGUCGGUCUGUGUCUCCGCCCAGGUGUCCUCAAUCUCCUCAACAACAUCCAACAGAACUUUUCGCACAUCAAAGGGGCGCUGCAACGGUUCUUCUACAACCACUGCGACAUGCUGCCACGCCUCUACUUUCUGUCGCCGCCAGACGUGCUUGCUGUGCAGACGUACUGCGGCCACCCAGGCCUUAUUUCCCGCGCCCUCAAUCUCGUCUUCCCCGGCAUCUCUGCCAUUGAGAUUGAGGACCGGAACCAAACGAACAUUGUGACUGGCGUGACUGCUGCGACGGGCGAGAAGGUCGAGUUUGAUGUGUCGUUCAUCUUCAAGGGCCCAGCCGUGGUGUUCCUGGACACGCUUACAAGCAAGAUCAAGGAGUUUGUGCGCAACCAAAUCAUGACUCUCUUGCGUGACGACCAAAUGGAAGGCAUUCUGUCGCCCUUUACCAUCCCUGGCGAGCCGGUGAACCUGAUCCAGCAACAGCUGGAAGGGGCCCAUGCUGAUGCUGAUGACGAGGAGAGGGGCAAUGAUGGUGACGACAAGGAAGGUGGUGUCGGCGACGAUGAUGAUGAUGGCGACGAGGGCAGAGGAGACCGUGGUGGAGCAACCUCGCCCCGCAACUUAACCAGCGGCGAGCGCCGGUCACCGCCACACGUCGGCCGCGGCAGCCACGGCAGCAUCGGUGCACACCUCCCCCGCAAGCGCGCCGCCUCUGCAUACUCGAUGAACUGGACGAUGGACCGCCUGGCACAGUGCGUGGCGAUGGCGCUGCUCGUGAAGAACACGCAGGAGAUUGACGCGCUCGUUGCCAAGGCGAACACGAAGGAGGCCGCGCAGGUGCCUCGUCUGCUCAAGGAGCUGCACGACGCGCGCGUGCUGCAGGUGAACGAGAUGCAGAGCACACUGGCAAGUGCACACAGCACCGCGGACCGGCAGAAGAUGACCACCAUCAUUGCCUUUCUGAUUUACCUCCGCGACGUGGCCUCGCGCCUGAGCGACAACCCAAGCAGCCUUGCAUCCGCACCACUCACCCCUCAGUUUUCGGCCAACACGCCGAGCACCGCUGUGGAUGACUCGCUGCCGCUGACGUGGGAGGCGUCGAGCGUCGUGCGCUGCCACUGCAACGAGGAAGGCGACCUCCUCGUUCAGCUCGGCACCACCGUCGCCCCAUACAGCUUCGAGGUUGUGGAGCCAAGCCAGGCCAUGUGCUUGACAGACCUGUCGGAACGCUACUGGUUUGGCGUUAUGCGCGCAUCGAGCCUCGGGCUUGGCGCCAUUGUCACGGCGGAGACGCGCAGCAGCCCUGCACACACCAUGCGCUCGCUGGCGUACCUGCUUGGGCGCCCGCUGCACACCGUGUGCUGCACGCAGCUCACGAGCUUCCAGCUGCUGGCCCAGGCGCUCAAAGGCAUGGCCACGAUGGACUCCGUGCUCGUGCUGGAAAACGUGUCGUGCCUGCCGGAGAGCGUGCUGGCCUCACUGGCCGACACAGUCCGGUCCAUCAUGCAGGCCGUGCGAUCGGAGGCAAGCGAUGUCGUGCGCAUUGGCCGCGGCCCGCCCGUGCGCGUGUCCACACAGCCCGUGUGUGUUCUUAGCCACGCCAGCGUGCACCACGAGCCCCUGCCGGUCGGCGUCCGCCAGACGUUCCGCACCAUCUCCGCGUCCCUCCCACACAGCGCAUUUGUCGCGGAGGCCAUGCUCUCGGCCCACGGGUUCCACGAGGCAUCCAAGCUUGCCACCAGCCUGCACCGCUUCGCCACCAUCAUGGCGUCCAUCGCCCCGCGCCCGCUUCCAAACCAGCUACCCCACCCGCUCUCCUGCACGUGGGGCUUGCCGUUUACCCAGCGGGUCAUCACGUUUGUCAUGGCCACGCGUCCAGAGCCGCCGGCUGUGUCUGGUCUGAGCGAGGAGGAGGAGGUCACCUCGGCAAUCCUCUCCCUUGUCGGCAGCCGCGUGAACAACGCCACAGACCGCCAGCUGUUCCUGGCGGCGCUGCGCCAGUGCUUUGAUGCCGCCCAUCGCGUGGACGACGCCACGCUCAUCAUGGACGUGACGCACCUGCCGUCGACGCUUCGCCGCUUCAACCGCCCGCUCGGCCCAGACAUCAGCGCCGUUCUGGACGAGAUGGGCCUGUCCCUCCAGGGCCACCUGCCCGCCAGCGUGGAGAAGCUCAACGCGCUGCUGCACGCGCACCGCGUCGUGUAUGUGGUUGGCUCGCCCAACUGCGGCAAGUCUGAGUGCGUGCGUGGUUUGGCUGCAGCGCUGCGCCGUCAAGGGUUGGACGUGGAGACAGCGAGCAUCCCCUGCGGAUACCUCACCUCGGAGGAGCUGAUUGGCACUGCCAUGGGCACGGGGCCAGCCAGCAAGUCCAUGCACAGUCAGGGGCAGGGCGCCCUCAUCCCCUUGCUGCUGCAGCAGCUGCGCGAAUCGCUGGAGGCGCAGGCAGCGAGCGAGGGCACGGUGCGCUCGCGGGACCAGCAGGUGCUGCGUACAAAGUGGCUGGUGCUUGAAGGUCCUGUCCCCGACGAAGUGCGCGCCCGCCUCGUGCUGCUGGAGGACACAGGGCUCCUGCCCCUACCAGACGGCUCUUACCUGCGCGUGCACGAGCAGAUUCGCGUGGUUGUGCUGUCCACGCCGGAUGCGUUUGACUCCAGCACUGACACGGCAACGCCUGACUACUGUGGCGUGCUGCGCUUGGACGACGCCAACGACCUGGCAAACGCGUGCAAGGUUGCGCGCCACUGGGUGACGACGGUGGAGGAGCGGUACUCGGAGCACCUGGCAAAAGUAGUUCAGCAGCACCUGAAGCUGUUUCAGGAGUUUUGGGCAAAGUUCAUGGGCAAGCUUGCACACAAGCGCCGCCUGCACUGUGCGUUGGGCGUGAUUUCAACAGCCACUGCGCUGUUUGGACCGUGCAUUGACGCGUGCGUGCCGGAGGGCAGCAAAACGCAGACGGAGCGCUUCCUGGCGCCCUGCUUCAACUUCUGCCUCAUGUGGGCGUGUCUCGGCCCGCUGGUCACGGUGCUGGACGAGCAGGUCGACGCCAAGCAGCAGGCAAGUGACUGGUGGCGCACUCGCAGCGCGCAGAUUGCCGGUGUUGAGUUUCCGAGCGACAAGCACGCGAGCAUGGCGCAGGCAGACCGCGGCCCCACAGCGGUUAAGGCUGCUCGCGCCAAACAGCACUCGCACCGCCACCAUCAUCACCACCACCAUCACCACCGCCAUCACCACCAUGACCAGCAGCACGGUGGCGAGGCCGGUGAUGGCCACGAUGCACACCACGACCACCACCGUACCCGGGGUGCGUCCACAUCCCCACACAGGCACUUUGACAGCGCUGGCGAGGGCAGCGGCACUGACGUGAGCCCGCGACGCGCUGACGGCGGAGCCACGCGGCCAGACACGAGGGCAGACGCCGCUGCAAGGUAUGACGCGGCACAGCACGACACCGACUUGAACGCUGAGCGGGAAGAGGAGGACGAAGAGGAGGACAAGCUCGGGGCCCUGGAGAGCGUGUUGUCGUACCGCGUGGACCAGGAGACGGGCAGGAUGACCCACUGGUCCAAGUACCUGCCGGAGUUUGUGCUCCCGCCCGCUCGAGGCAUUGACUCGCACCCGAUUGAGACAGCGAUGGUGCCGACCGUUCGCAUGGAGGCGACGAAGUUCGUGACGCAGCUGUCCUUGCAGGCAUCCCGCAACGUGCUGCUGCUUGGCCAGCCGGCAGCAGGCAAGUCUGCCCUGCUUCAGGACAUUGUGGAGACGCAGACGCGGCACACCGCGGGCGGCUCCGAUGCGGGCAUUGUGUCGCUGCAAGGUUCAGAGCGCCUGACCCCCUCGGCGCUGUGGCGCAGCCUGCACAAGCAGCUUGAGAGCCCCUCUGGCCGGGCGUAUGUGCCUGCGGGUUCGCGGCGACAGCUCGUGUGUGUCGUUGAUGACAUUGACACGACACAGGCGCUGCAGAGUGGCCCGCCGGCUGGUGACGGCCGAGAUCACGCGGUUGACGCGUCAGCGAACACGCGGCGGCACAGCAGCAGCGGCGGCGGAGGCAGUGGUGCCGCUGCAACACAAGCGAGCCUUGGUCGGAGCGGCGACGGCAGCGCUCCGCACGACAUGAAUGUGUUCUUUGCCGGGGAGCAGGGCAUGGCGCCCGAUGCCGACCCGCUGCGGGAGAAGCGAGCGAUGCGCGUUUCGUCGACCGGCAAGUUUAUGGAGCAGCUGAGCGUGCACGGGUUUACGUUUGAUGCGGAAGGGCGGUGCCGGCAGGUCAAUGGGGUGACGUGCCUCAUGUCUGCCACGCUCGACAUGAACGAGGAGGUGUACAACGCGUUCCUGACGCCGUCGUUCAGCCGCAACUGCACGGUGCUUGUGCUGCCGCUGGCUGAUGCGCAGGAACGGGGCACGCUGUACAACACGCUGCUCACGUCGCACUUCUUUUCCAAGAAGCAGCAAGAGACGCGCCACCACAAGCAGACGCCGCAGCAGCAGCGCAACCCAAUUGCAGCCAAUCCCCGCCACUACACGGAAUGGGUUGGCCCCAUUGUUCACGCCGCUGUGGAGCUGCACGACCUCCUCUGCAGCGAAUACAACAGCACCCGCGAACGCUGCCUCUACAGGUUUGAUGAGCGGGAUUUGAAGCAUUCGCUGGUUGAGUUUGCCAAUCGCCUUGAGCCGUUUGCGUCUCUCGAGCUCGUUGUGUUCGUUUGGUCCACCGUGCUGGCCACCGUCUACUCCCGACGCAUGGUGUCCCAGAACGACAUUACACGGUUCCGCACGCUACUGCAGAAUGUUGUGCGCAAGCGCUUCUUCCGCGACUUGCUGCCGAGCGAGCCAGCCCUGCCCGUGUGGCUGUGCAAGCACGACGCGUUUCUCACACACGACAUCCCCGUUGACCACGAGCACGACGAGAGCGUCAUGCUGUGCCCGCGUGAGCUCGUGCAUGCUGUGCUCAACAAGGGCAAAGGCGGCAGCGCCAGCAGCGCGACCAGCGCUGGCAGUGGUAGUGGCCGUGGCAGUGGACCCAGGGUGCUUGAUGGCGACCAGCAUGCUUACGUGGGUGGUACGGGUGGUGGCGGCGGUGGCGGCGUUGGCAAGGUGCGUCCAGCCAGCGUUGGCGCGCGUGCGCUGUACAAGUCGCUCAAGAACACGCUGUCCAGCUACUUUAUGGACAGCGAAGGGCACAUGUCGACGCUGCAGAUGAAGCUGCCCGGCACCUUUGUGGUGACCAUUGCAGAGGUGGUGGAGCACAUGCGACAGGCAAAGUAUCGCACCAACUUUCUCCUGCGCAUGCCUCGCGUGAAGGAGAUUGUGCAGCUGUGCGGCACACUGGCCGGGUUUGAGGUCAUGUUUGCGCAGGACCUCUCCGAGCACAGGCGUGUGCGGUCGCAGUUUGUGGACCUUGUCAUGCGUGCAGGCACCCGCGAUGAGAAGAUUGUCUUUGCCGUCAGCCUGGCAGAGUGCCCCGCGCCCGUGCUGUCCAUGCUUGCCAGCUUUGUGACAUCCGGGGAGAUUGGUGACCUGCUCUCGCCAGACAACCUCGUCGCCGUGAGCACGCUGAGCCAACCAAAGGUGAUCCAAGCCGGCUUGCAGCCAUCGCUCAAGAACUCGUGGGCGUUCUUCAAGCGCACCAUCAGGCAAAACCUUCGCCUGGUCUUCUAUGUGCCGGAGCGCGGGCCUUCUUCCGUCUAUCACCAGCUCAGACUGAUUGCAUUCAACCCGAGUUUGGUGAGCAACUUGCUUGUGUUUGCGCAACCACAGCCUGUGCCAGACGACCUCUCCGACCUGGCUGCGUCGUCUCUCCAGGCGUCCUUCCACAAGCUGCAAGGGCUGUACGAUGAGGCCGUUGUGACGCGGCUGACACCGCUCAUGAUGACCAUGCACAAGAUUGUCGCGGACUACACAUGCUCCCACCUCAACGACCAGCUUGCCUUGGCGCACGUCACAACGUCGCACUUUGACACGUUUGUCAACGAAGCAGCAGCCAUGCUGAAACUGCAAUGGCAGUACAUCAGCGAGGAAGCUGUGAGCCGUGAGCAAGGCCUUUCUCACACACGCGACGCUCAAGAACAUGUGCAAGAGCUCAAAUCGAAGCACGACGAUUUGCUGAGCGUGUGGAACGAGAAGGACGCUAUCACCACAAGGCUGCUGACGCAGAUUGGGCGGGACCUGGCUGCGCUCAAGCGCUCGCAGGCGAAGCAAGCGACGCAAGAGCACGAUCUCAACGAACUCAAGCAGCAACUGCCCACGUUCAAGGAGAAGUAUGAUGCCGCCAUGAGCAUCACCACCAAAAAGUUGAAGCUGCUUCGCCGGCACGUGGGCAAGCUGAACGACAGCAACAUCCGCGUGCUGCAGAUGAUGGCCCGGGUCUCGGACAACAUUGAGCUCGUGUUUGCGUGCAUCCUCAUUCUCCUCAACAACUACAGCCCCGAGGACGUGGCUGAGCUUGACCUGAGCUGGCGCAUGGCUGGUCGCCGCCUGUGCAGUGACGUGAACCGCCUGCGCCAGAGCCUGCAGGACGCACACAGCGCCGAGAUCUCACCGCAAGCCCUGUCUGAAAUCAAGGUGCUGUUUGAGUCGUCGGACAUCGACCUCCCUGUUGCAACGCCGUUUGCUGCGGCGGGGGAUGACGACGACGAUGACGAUGGCGAUGAAGACGAUGGCGAUGGUGAUGGCGGUGCCAAGGGCGAGGAGGGGGAUGGUGGUGACGGUGCCAACGCGGACGGUGCCGACGACGGCAAUGAUGGCGGAGAUGAUGGUGAUGAGGACGCAGCAACGAAAGAUGACAAAGGGGAUGACGACGCCGCGUCAGACGAAGAGGAGACGACCAGCGAAGCCAGCAGCAAGACCAGCAAGCGCAAGAGCAAAGCCAGACGUCAAACACAGGGGAAGAAGAACAGCAAAGGCGACACCGAGGCUGGCGACACUGACAGCAUCGGUGCUGACGACAACGACGGUGGCGAGGAUGAUGAACGCAGCGGGCGCAGCACGUCCCCUGCUCCCCGCUCAUCAUCACCACAGCACCUGUCCCCGAGCGAUGUGGAUGCAGCACACGCGCGUCGUCUGCGCCGCCGCAGCAGCAUGUCACCGCUUGCACGGCGCAUGAGCAUGUUCCGUGAGCAGGACGAGGAAGAGGAGCCGGAGGCGUACAAGAUUCUGCUGCAAUGGCUGGCGGACGCCGUGUCGCUGCACGACCACCUGAACGAGGUGGCGCGCCCACUCGAGCACGAGUACAACGGCUUUGUGGCGGAGAUUGACAGGCGGCAGGCCGGGCUUGAAGACAUGCAGCGCUCUUGCUCUGCCAUUGCAAACCGCGUGGCAGCGCUGCAGAAAUCGUUUGACACGUCGACGCGCGUGAAGAACGACCACCGCAAGGCGCUGGCCGACAUUGCCGAGGAGCUGCAGCAGGCCCAGGCGUUCCUGGAGACGCUACGUGAUGAGCAGGCGUCGUGGCACGAGAGCCUGUCCGAGUUGCAGGAGGAAGCGCUGUAUGUUGAGGCAAACGCGCUGAUGAGCGCAGCCAUCCGCACAUACCUGCCUGCGCUCUCACAUGACAGCCGCGUGCAGAUCAUCUCGCUGUGGGUGGAGAGCAUGCUGGACAAGGGCCUGCGCAUUGCCUCGGAGGUGAAGGUGCACGGCCGCGCGAGCGUGAUGCGACGCGUGUCCACGCAAGGGUUUGAACAGUCCCUUCUGCGGGCAGCAUCGGCUCGCUCCGUGCCGGAGGCGGAAGACGAAACGCAGAUUCUUGACCUGGACACGAUUCUGCCGCAGCUGUGUGGCAAACCGGCCGUGAUCCAAGGGGCGCAGCACGGCGACGACGAGUUCUUCUUCAUCAACCGCUCUGUGCUCGCAUGGCCCAAGUCAUGGAACCUCGUGCUUGACCCCCACGGGUUUGGUGUUGAGCACAUUGUUCGCAUUGAGACGGGCCAGAUUGCGUCAUGCCGAUCAGGCCCGCCAGAGAGCCACGCAUCCACGACCGCGAACCCGCACGAAGUGCAGCAGCAGCAAGAUGACGUGGGCAGCCAGGGGUCACCGCGGUUGCAGCGCCGCAGCAAGCAGCAGAGCACGGCAUCGCUCUUCGCCGGCAUGCACCGGCUGUCGACAGACUCGUUUGCCGGACGGGGCUCGCCGUCACCAGCGGGGCUGUCCCGUGUGGGCACCGCGCGCCCCUCCAUGACCAGUAUGGCGGACCACCACCACGUGCCGAGCCAGGACGAGCUGGCGAUUGUGGACAUGAAGUUUGGUACGGUGGACUGGAUGAAGCUGCAGAUGGAGCUUGAGGACGCAUUCGCGUCGCAGCUGCCGGUGCUGUUGUUGAACGCGCCCGCUUACCUGGAUGACAACCUGCACCACUACCUGCUGUCCAUCUGGCAGCGCAUGACAUCGCAAGCGCCGUCAGCACAUACGCCCGAGCAGCCCCAGCCUCAGCAGCAGGCAGCGUCCGCAACAACGACGCAGCAGCAGCAGCAGCAGCAGCAGCAGCAGCAGCAGCAAGGUGAUGGUGACCAGGACGGUGGCGCUGAUGGAAACGAAACCAGCGAGCAGGAGGGUGACAACACUGGCCAGCAAGCAACAGCCGGCGACAGUGCGUCUGCUGCCAGCCUCGUGUCUGGCGCUGAGGACAGAUCCACAGCAGUAGCACAAGCAGACGGCUUGCCACCGCAACAGCAACAGCAGGAAGGCGGGCAACAGCAGGACGCGGGUGCAGCAGCGACAGGAGAUGAUGAACAGGGCCGUCCUACCGCGGGUCGGCACUCUGUCUUCAACGACCUGCAGUCUGGCAUGUCCACCUCGAGUGUGACUGAGACGAGCUCGCACGGCAUGACGCUGCGCUACGACGUGACGGGCCACGUUGUCCCCGAUAUGCUGCCCACGCGUGUGUACAUCUGUGGGCCACAGCUGAACCUUGACUCGUGGCUGGGGCACGGCCAGACGUACCUGUCGCUUGUGUCGUACGCAGACAUCAGCCUGGGCUCCAUGCAGCAGUUUGUGGGCACCAUGCUGUACCAGCUGUACUGGCCGGAGAACAACACGCAGUUCAACGAGCUCAUCCGUCAAGCCAGCCGCCUCGAGGAAGGCAUUGUUGUGGCGCGGCAGAAGGUGGUGGACGCCCUGCGCGUCUCCAACGGACUGCCAGACGCGCUCGGUAUUGCUGAGGUCGUGCACGCGAAGCAGGACAUGGACCGGCAGCUGAACGAAACGCACGAAGUGAUGCAGGAGCUGGAGGAGUCGAAGGACAGGUGCGACCUCGUCAGCAGCUACUGCUGCCGCCUGGUGCAGCUGGCUCUCGCGUUGAACCGCGUGUCGCCAAACUACGGCUUCACCGCCGGCAUGGUGGUGCGGCUGUUCAUGCGGGGUCUGGAGGAGGCCAUGGAGCAAGCGUCAGCACGGCCAUCCUCGUCGUCAGCAGCGGCAGUGGGAAUACCCGAGAACCCGUCCACUGCAUCUGCAAAGACGUCUUCCUCCUCUGCGUCCACGUCCACAUCUGCGCGACGGCCAGAGAGCGCUAUCGCAGAGAUGGUCUCGGACCUAAAGGAGGGCGAGCUUCCUGUUGCCGCUGCGCUACUGGCUGCUGCUCGCCACAUCCGGGACGCGCUGUUGGACGAGCACUGCACUGCGUUUGAUGUGCUUUUCUACGUACACCUCGUUGUGCCCAUGCUCACUGAUCAGCAGGACUUUGACAUGGAGGAGGACUUUUACCAGCACCAGCAACAACAGCAAGAAAAGCGCAAGGACACACAGCAGCAGCAGCGACAGCAGCAGCAGCAACACACGAUUGAGUUUACUGAAGAGGAUGUGGAUGAGACCGACAAGAGGGGCCGUGCAAGCGGGACGUUUCAAGACACGCUUGAGCCACUCCGUGACCGUUCCGUCGGGCGCCACUCCCGUCGCGAGUCGUUCAGACCCAUGCGACGCGAGCGCCGUCCCUCGACGGUGUUUUUGCCGUGUCAGGCAGAGCUGGCACACAUUACGGAGCUGCUGCUUGAGUUUGUGCCGCUGGAGCUCCAGGGCCGUAUGCCCACUCGCCGCAGCCCUCGCGUGUCCCUCGAGGACGUGCCCAAACCUGUGGAGUGGAUCAUGCCGCAGCAGUGGGAAGAGCUGCAGAAGGUGGAUUCCCUCGCAACGUCAAUGCACAACCUCCGCGAUAUCUGCUCCAUGGUGUGCCACUCGAGCGAAUGGCAAGAAUGGUGCGGACGCGUGCGGGCGACAUACAAGGACAUGCCAACAACGUUCGCCUACGACAUGGACCGCCACAACGCUGACGUGCUUGAAUUCUACAGGUUGUUGGUGCUGGGGGCCCUACGUCCCGACCUGUUCUUGGAGCAGCUGCACUCGUACGUGCUGACACACCUGCCGCAGCAGGCACUUGGCAUUGGGUUGCCCACGCCGCUGGUGAACCGCAGGAAGGUGACAGAUGCCGUCACGCACACGUGGCGACCCACGCACCGACAGCUGUGCGACAUUGACGAGCUGCAGCCGACACCCACCAGCCCCGUGCUGCUGUUGCUGGACUCGGCCACCCAACCCGAGGAACAGGUGGUGUCUGCCCUGUAUGAGCUCGCAAAUGGCGAAUCACCAGCGAGUACCGGAGCGAGUGGUGCUGCUACCAAUGGCGGUGGUGGUGGUGGUGUGGGCGUGAUACGCCUGUGCUUUGGCUGUCUCUCUGAGGAGUAUGUGCGGUCGGUGCUGGACAAGGCCAUGACCGCGCGCUCCUGGAUUGUGUGCGAACGCAUUGAGCUGCAGCCCUCGCUGUUCCCGCUGCUGGUGGCAUUUGCACUGCAGAGCAACAACAGCGAUGUCGGUGUGAUUGGCGGUGGUGUCAGUGGUGUCAGUGGUGGUGGUGGCGGCUUCAGCAGCAGCACCACCAUUGGAGGAAGCUCACCCACGUUCCCGUCGCGGCUGGUUCUGCUGUGCGACAAGGACGCCAGGCUGCCUGUUGCUCUGGUUCGCUCGUGCGUGACAAUUUCGCUCACGCGGGAAACGACGAUUCUGGAGCACUUCCAACGCAUCACGUUUUCGUUCAGGGAUGUGAUUGAGACUGCACAGGACGCAACCACCCGCCUUGUCCUGUUCACCGUUGCCCUUUGUCACGCCGCCUUUGUCAGCCGUGAAACCCACCAAGGAUGGUUCCUGCCAUCGCCGCUGAGCGACACGGAUCUCGUGUGUGCAACGACGCGUUUGCUUGAGUUUAUCCGAUCGCCGUCAGCGGCUGCGCUGAAGACGUCACAAGACCUCCAGCAGCAGCUCAUGCAGAUUGCACUGGCUGAUUACUCGCUGGCGGUUGCGAGCGACUGGGACCAGCGUCUGCUUGAGACAAUGAUGGGUGUGUUCCUUGGCGGUGACAUCCUGUCGACGCUCAAGAGCUUGUCUGUGCUCGACGAGAGCUUUUCGCUCGGGAAUGACGGCAGUGCGCUCGCCAGCUGGUGGAAGGCUGCGGCGUCGCUGGACCACGGCCUGCCACACGAGGCGGAGAUGCUGCUGCAGGACCGAACGCUCGGCAGCAUGUGGCGCUCGCGGUCGUCAGAGGCGACGCGCAUGGAGUCGCUUGCCCUCGCUGUGCAGCGUCUGGAGAUGGGCAGCGCGCUUGGCACCAAGGUGGUGGAGGCUGCGACAAAGGACCAGUGCUUGGAGGUGCUGGCAUUCUGCCAACGCCACGUGGAGAGCAUGCAGGAGAAGCUGCCGCGUGAUCGCCUGAAGCAGCUGGCGGCGUCCAGACUCAAGUCGACCUACCCGUGCGUGUUUGCCUUGGCACACAACGCCGCUGUCACCAUCUAUGAUCAGCUGCAGCGCAUGGCCGAGGACGCUGCUGUGAUUCGCCAGAUUGUGGCGUCACCAACCUUCCCCCAGUCGACUCUGGCGGUGACCGUCCUGUGUGCGAGCCGAGACCGGGUGCCGCCCAUCUGGGAUGUGCAGGCCUAUCGCGAGGAAGUGCCUCUGCGCGUGUAUGUGCAGGCGGCGUGCAAUCGCCUGUGGCAGAUGGUCAAGUGCCUUGAGCAGAAAACGCCAACGCCCAUGUUGGAUGUGCGCAUGACAGCCUUCCCACAGGCGAUGUUUGCCGCGCUCGCCAUUGACACGGGCGCAUUCCUCACGCAGAUUGUCAGCGAACACGUCUCCUGCCCCGGCAAAGUGCUCGCCCAAUUCCCUCUCCAUGGUCUUGAGCUUGAUGCUGCAGGUGUGGUUGGAGCUGACCAGGUGCUGCAGGCGGCGGAGGGCAGCGAAGAGCCCGGAACACCGGUCCGGCUGCUCGUGCGGUGCGUGGAGGACCCAGCAAAGCCCGCGCAUCCAACUGUUAUCGUCAUUGAUGAAGAUGAAGAUGACGAGGACGAAGGCACCAGCACCAGGAGCGAUCACACCGCAGCUGUGCCAGGUGGUGAUGUAUCGAGUGGUGGUGGUGGUGAUGGGGCCAGCUUGGGGCCGUCGGCGUCUGCGCAGUCGUUCACGAGCGACGGCGGGCCUGAGAUGGUGUGGGAUGCACAGCCCGUGAUGCUGCGCGACAGCUCCGGAAACCAGCAGCCGGCACACACGCUUGCCAUCCCGAUCCUGUGCGAAAGCGGGCGGCAUCGGCUGGUGGUUGCGGCAGCGCACGUGGCGUGCAACCCGGAGGAUGAAGUGUCGCUCGUGCUGGCCAACGCCUCACUGGAGGUCACCAGUGCAGACAUGUGA
Messenger RNA from Salpingoeca rosetta, 18007 nucleotides. RefSeq lists its product as uncharacterized. The transcript is spliced from 47 exons. The record is from RefSeq and is a predicted model, not a curated record. Gene Ontology annotation, cellular component: dynein complex. Gene Ontology annotation, molecular function: dynein light intermediate chain binding; ATP binding; dynein intermediate chain binding. Lineage: Eukaryota; Choanoflagellata; Craspedida; Salpingoecidae. Gene Ontology annotation, biological process: microtubule-based movement. Bases 35 to 18007 code for a protein of 5990 amino acids.